GACGAUGUUACCACCCGCACUUCCGGCUCAUGCACUCCUUGCAAAUCAGCCGGGGGCGCGCUGAGCUAACAGCUAAUCAGCUAACGGAGCAGGGAGAAAGGAAGCCCGGACGAUUCACAACACACAGUAAACCAGAGUAAUCUGCACUAGUGCAAAAAACAAAACAAACGGAUAUAACCUGACCACAAACGGCAAAGGAACUCUCAUCCCAGAUGAACAUGUUCAGUGUCCUAUAAUAAUAAUAAUCAGAACACUACUAUACAAUCCAAGGCGUCAGUGCUUUCUCUCUUCACUCUCAGCAAAAUGGAAACGGAAGCUGAGGUAAUCCCUAUUUGGCAAAAUAAACCACAUGGAUCAACUCGUAGUGUGGUGAGAAGAAUCGGCUCGACACUGCCUCUUAAACCCUGUCCCAGGGCUUGUUUCCAGGAACUCCCAGGGCUUCCGUCAAUGCGUUCUAUGGACGGUCCUUUGGUACCUACAUUGGCAGACAUUGCUUGGAUUGCAGAUGAUGAGGAGGAGACAUAUGCCAGAGUCAGGAGUGACACACGUCCCCUAAGGCACGAGUGGAGGCCAACGCCACUGCUGGUUAUGCACAGGAACUCGUCUGUGCCAAACUUCAGACGAGAAGGCAGGCGAGUCGAGGGUCUGAGGAAACCAGGUGUAACUGCUUUAAACCGCACCACAGCUUUACAAGAUGAGCUGAGUCGACUCCGAGCCCAAAUCGCCAAGAUUGUUGCUGCAGAAUCAGAUUCGAAUCCCAUAACCCCUGACCUGCUGUCCCCUGACGACACUAGUGUGGGCUUCUCCAUGGCUCAUUUUGAGACAGCUGCUUACCAGCCAGCCCCCACAGCCUCCUUUGUCAUCAGUGAUGUCACAGAGGAGGAAGAAGAAGAGGAAGAGGAGGAGGAGGAGGAAGAGGAGGUGUCAGAGCUAGUGCCUGAUCCUAUGCCACCAGUUUCCAUGACUGCAUCUGCAACUUUUGAUCUCGAUCACCCUACUAUGGACUUCCGAGAACCAGAGGAGGACACUGUGUCUCUUUCAAAAUCAACAAGCUUCGCUGAUGUCAUGGACAUCCUGAAAGAUAUGAACCGCAUGAAGAUGAGUAAAGACAGAUAUAACCGUGGGUGCACCUCGUUGAGGGAGGAAGAUUCUGCCUCUCUUAUAUCUGAAGCAUUGAGGAAGAAAUUCAUUCUGAAGGAUGAUGACAUCAGUGUGAGGAAAUAAUCCAUCAUCCAAACCCUCGCAGCAGACUCUCCAUGCCCAUGUCUGUGGACCGUUACCGUGAAAACCCCAUAAAGCCUCUGAAUAAACUCAAUGGACAUCUUCUGCAUUCCUCAGAGCUCCCACAAUGCUGCGCUGUUGUGACAUGCCUGGACGGAAAAGAAGCAGUUCUCGUCAGCCCACACACACACACACACACACACACACACACACACACACACACAAACACUCACACACACACACACACAUACACACACACACACAAACACACUCCAACUUGCACUGAGCGGCCAAGUUUGUAAUGUCUGUGUGUGUGUGUGUGUGUGUGUGUGUGUGUGUGUGUGCACAUAAGGGUCCAUAAGCAUAGCCUUGGUCAGUGAUCACUGAGCCUUUGUUGUUCCAUCAUAGAUUUUGUGAAAUUCAAGCACUACUUCCUGUUUCACCAUCAUCAUUUUGUUGAUUUCAAUAGGACCAUAAUAUCUUCAGAUCCUUCAACAAGCGUGCAAUUUCACACUAUAUUAUUCAAGCCAUGAAACCACAGAAGAGUCCUGGAGGAGCCCAGUUCCAGUUUAUCGUCUUGUAGAUGUGUAGUUUGGAGCUGUAGAAGUGUUUCUCUUGCCUUACACGUUCCCUCAUACAAACCCUGUAAUACUUGAAGCCGUUUUGAUGCGUGAUCUGAUGUUACAAUACUGACAUACGUUUGCCUCUAUUUAGAGACUAAACAAAAAGACGUUCUUCUAUUUAAAGGGUUUUUGUGCGUGUGCAUGUGCACUGAAGACUUUGGAUUACGUUCACUUGUAAUUAGCGCUCUGUGAUUCCCUUCUACCCUACAGACUUUUGAAGUGUAUAUUGUGCUAGAAGACUGAUGUGGUUCAGCAAAUAGUGCAACGUAAGUUUGAAUUCAUAAUGCGUGUGGUUUAUCUUCAGGAAGUACAUGGGAAAUGAACUAUUUUUGGUUUUUGCUUGUGUCAGGCAGGUUGUAAAUGUUUCUGUAAAAUCUGAAUAGCAUGUGUGAUGUGGUGUUGGGUGUGACUGUAAGCCAGUUUUGAGGAUGCCUCAUGUUUUAUAUGACUAUGAAGGAUGCUUUUUUCCUUUUGCAAAGUGUAACAAGAAACUAUUUUAAUGCAUAUGCUGCUUUUGUGCCGCGAUCGCUCACUAAAGUGGGAAUCAAACCCAAAAUGUGUUUUUUUUUUUUUAUUUGUUUCACAUUCUUGUUUAGACAUGCCUGCAGCCUGUUUCCAUCUGUCUGACACAUUGCAUUAGAAGAGAUGUUUGGAGUUUUUAAUCCAAAACAUUUAUUCUCAAACUCCACAAUACUCCAGUGCAGUGAAAUGCUUUUAUAGUUACCUUCACAACAUCAUUAAAAGCUAUGACUACCUAAAAUUGUUUUUGCUAGUUUACAGUACAAAUGUCUUUAUAUCAGCGUUACAUUCAUAAAUGAGUUUGUUACCAUCAAUGCUAAUGGGUGAAUAGAGCUGUAAUAUCAACUGUAAUAUGUCAUGCACUAAACAUACUAACGUAUGUUCCUGUACCUGUCAGUAGCAGGUAAAAUGUGUGUGUGCUGCUCUUUCAUUCUGACUGCUGGGUUUCAUUUAUAGUUUUAACCAUAGUAAACACUGCAAGUUUGCUUUAAUUCAGGUCAGUCUUGCAGUGCCAUGGGGGUUGUUUUAGGAGACAGAAACUUGUGUACUUGUGUGUUUGCUUUUUUGUCAAAUAAAGGAAUUCUAUUGACUGUUGUUUAUGCGUAAGACAGGAAAUAAAUAG
Onychostoma macrolepis is the source of this 2985-nucleotide messenger RNA. RefSeq names its product mitochondrial fission regulator 1-like (gene mtfr1l). The transcript is spliced from 8 exons. Gene Ontology annotation, cellular component: mitochondrion. Bases 304 to 1224 code for a protein of 306 amino acids. The record is from RefSeq and is a predicted model, not a curated record. NCBI's taxonomy places the organism in Eukaryota, Metazoa, Chordata, Actinopteri, Cypriniformes, Cyprinidae. Gene Ontology annotation, biological process: mitochondrial fission; aerobic respiration.